This is a messenger RNA of Prunus avium (sweet cherry), 586 nucleotides long. Lineage: Eukaryota; Viridiplantae; Streptophyta; Magnoliopsida; Rosales; Rosaceae. The record is from RefSeq and is a predicted model, not a curated record.
CUCUAGGAGAUUAGCCAGCAAUAAUCACCAACAAAAAAGAUCAUCAAAACCAUGGCUAGUUCUCGUUCUCCCUGUGGAGCCUGCAAGUUCUUAAGAAGAAAAUGUGUGAUAGGGUGUAUUUUUGAGCCUUAUUUCUCCUAUGAAGAGGGAGCUACCCAUUUUUCUGUCAUCCACAAGGUUUUUGGCGCAAGCAAUGUGUCGAAUCUUUUAGCUCACCUUCCGUUGAGCGAUCGAUGUGAGGCCGCAACGACAAUAUGGCAUGAAGCUGUAGCCAGGCUUCAAGAUCCCAUAUAUGGCUGUGUUUCACAUAUUAUUGCUCUCAAACAGCAGGUGGUCAACUUACAAGCACAGUUAGCUUUCCUCAAGGAUCAAGCAUAUGCUGUAGCAAACCCUAAUGAUCAGAGUGCACACGACUUACAGGCCUAUAUGGAGGAAUGUGACCUGAUUAAUGAAAUUCCAAAGUGCUCUAACUACGAGGACCUUGUCACAAGCCUCACAUUAAUGAGAGCCAAUGCUCACAUUAAUGAAAUUCCAGAGUGCUCUAAUGCUCAAUCAAGCUGGAGGAAAUGUUAGUUUCAAGUGUCAU